Molecule: messenger RNA, 1163 nt
Organism: Aphanomyces astaci
Lineage: Eukaryota; Oomycota; Saprolegniomycetes; Saprolegniales; Verrucalvaceae
Exons: 2
Coding region: 10-1095 (361 amino acids)
Biological process (GO): regulation of transcription by RNA polymerase II
Cellular component (GO): PcG protein complex; transcription regulator complex
Molecular function (GO): DNA-binding transcription factor activity, RNA polymerase II-specific; RNA polymerase II cis-regulatory region sequence-specific DNA binding
Source: RefSeq, a predicted model, not a curated record
CUGGUUUCGAUGGCGUACAUGCAGGACAUGGGAUGGCCGAUGAUGCCAUUCUACAGUGGCGCCGCCAACGCCCUGAAGAUGCCUCCGCACCAGCAUCUGCAUCAGUCGAGCUCGGACGACGGCGGGGGGGCAGGCCUGGAAACCGCUCACUCUUGCACAGAGCCAGGAUGUCAUCACGUGUUCGAGGACGCCCAGAGCUUAAAAGAUCACUUGACUCAGCACACUUGGGGGCCUCACACGAUUCACAUGGCCCCCAAUGGCCACAAGACGUUUGUCUGUCUCAGCUGCGGCAAGAGCGUGACCGACCGCAAGGUGUUGCGAAAGCACUUGUUGACACACCAAGAAAAACGAUUCAUGUGCUCGUUUGACGGAUGCGACAAAAAGUUCUACGAACGAGCCAAGCUCAAGCGGCACAUGCUGGUGCACACAGGCGAAAAGUCCUUCGUGUGUGCCUUUGACGGGUGUGGCAAGCAAUUCGCGUACAAAGCCAACCUAAAAACGCACCUGCGGACGCACACGGGGUUGAAACCGUUCGCGUGCAUGGUCCCUGGGUGCAACCGGACGUUUGCCCAGGCAUCCAACAGGAAUUCGCACAUGCAAACCCACAACCGCCCGUCGCAUCCGUCUCCGCCGCCGUCGGCGCCGCCCCCCCAUCUCCCCCGCAAACCCCCCUCAUCGUCGUCGGUGCUGCAGCCGCAGCCCCCACCAUCACAACAUUUUCAUCCGAGUGCCGAGGAAAUGCACUCGCUGCUCGACCACGUUGACUCUGUCAUGGGCGAUAUGGCCAUGCCGGCGUCGUUCAAAUCAGGGCCAAUGACGAUGUCCAGGUCGACGAUGCCCAUCUCGGUCCUCCCCCUGCCACUGCAAGAGCUGCUGGACGAAAACCCGAGCAACAUGUACCAGCGCAUCCCCACGCCCCCGUUUGUUCGGGACAAGCAGCCAUCCGUCAUGCGGUUCAAGCAGAAAGCGCACUCCAACGACCUGGUCGCGCCCCUCGACUUGUCCGUGGACGGACUCAAAUCGAGCGAACUUUACUCCAUGUUGCCCACGCCGGGGUCGUUCAUCGGCAGUUCCGUGUUUACUUUCGAAGCAUGAAGCACUCCUCGUCCACUAACUAGGUUUCUUGUAGUCAUCCACAGAUAACGUCACAAAUACAAUAGUUA